UACUGUGAAAUGAGAAACUGAAAUGUAACAAUGUGAUAUUGACUGUUGGACUUUCAGCCACGUAGUUUCCUUCUUUCCAAGCAAUGGCAGUAUCGGGACGUAAACUAACCGACCUUCCUGGACCAGUGUCCAGUAGUUCAAAGGACUACAACUGUGACCCAUGUUUGACCAUCGGUCAGCAUAUUAAAGCUCAUGGAUUUUGCAUCGACUGCCAGGAAUAUCUAUGCAUGAAUUGUUUUGAAUGUCACCAGAGGACAAAGGCCUCGAAAGAUCACCAACUUGUAAAAAGUGAUACGGAUUCAGGUCGAGGUUCAAAUGAGUGUACUGAAAAGUGCCAUGUGCACAAGAAAGAAGCUUUAAAAUUCUUCUGUAAGAAUCAUGAAGUACUUGGUUGUACAGACUGCAUGACUAUGGAUCAUAGGACAUGUGACCUUGACUACAUACCUGAUAAAUGUGAAGGAAUAGUGGACAGUGAAGAAUGCAGACAAAUUAUGAGAGAGCUGGAUCAGAAGGUGAAAGAAAUAGAGAAUAUUAUUCAACAGGCUACCGUUAAAAGCAGUCAGGUUGACUCUUGCCGUGGGAAUGUUGUAGAAGAAAUCAUUAAAUUCAGAAAAGAAAUAAAUGACCACUUAGAUAAAAUUCAGAAAAAUAUUGAGUCCGAUGCUGAUGAAAGAAAGUCAAAAGAUGAACAGAUAAUCAAAAGUGUGCUUGAAAAAUGUACCGGCGUUUCUUCAGAAAUGAAAGAAGUUCAGUCACGGAUACAGGACAGCACAUCUGCAAAACAGGAUGCACAACUCUAUAUCACCAUAAAGCGUGCCAAGUCCAAGCUAAGUUCAGAUGAAAUAAAUGAUGCCAGGGUAGCUUUGGAAGAUACGAAUGUUAACUAUGUGUUUGAACGUUGUGAAUAUCUACAAAACAUACUGUCCAAUCAAGUAUUUGGGAGGCUUAACGAUUCUACGGAUGCUACUGGACCUAGUUUAACGGUGCCAUUUGACAGGCUGACCCUUACAGAUAGUAUUAAUGUUAAAACAAAAUCAGAGACCGAUCCAAAGUUCAUCACAGGGUGUGCUGUUCUGUCCAGUCACAAAGUCAUAAUCGCUGACUUUGACAACAAAACGCUGAACGCCAUUGACACAGACAGUAAAGUCAUAAAAGAAAUGAAAAAAAUUGAUUCAGAACCAUGGGACAUUGCUGUACUUCCUCAGGACCAGAUUGCCGUGACAAUACCAGGAAUGAGUGUGAUCAAUAUAAUGACAACCGCUAGUAAACUGUCAGUUGUCAGAAUUACUCCAGUUAAAGGACGAUGUAGAAGUGUAACUUAUCAUCAAGAUAAUAUAUAUGUGGUUUGCAAGAAUCCUACUCGUAUAUUAUCAAUGGAUAUUCGAGGAAAUGUCCACAGGAAGAUUUUGCUGGAUAAUAAAAAGUUUAAAGAGCCACGUUACAUUGUUAUUGAUAAGGAUUCAACAAAUAUCUAUGUAAGCGAACAUAGCACUAACUCUGUACUCUGUGUAACACAGACAGGUGAAAUAUUGUCCAUAUUCCGCCACAAUGAUCUAUGUGAGCCUGAAGGGAUUACUCUGUUAGAUGAUGCGUCAUUGUUGGUAUGCAGCUACGAUAACAAUGCGAUUCUUCACAUUUCAGUGGACUUCAAACAGUGUCAGGAAUUCGCUAGCGUAGAAGAUCCACAAUCUAUAUGCUGCAAUUAUGGUCAACAGAUGGUUUAUGUUGGGAGUCAUGGCUGUGAUCAGUUGAGAGUAUUAAAUCUGAAAUAACAUACGUGUGACAGAAUAUAAGAUGUUUAUUGGCAUUUGAUAGCUACUAUUCUGAGUAGUUUAAUAUUUGCCCUUGUUCCAUGACUUUGCAUGAAAUUGUUUUCAAGGCAUUUAUAAAAUGACAAUGACUAUAAUCAGUCUUAUUACCAGAUAGACAUCAUAUUUAAUAUCUUUAUCCAUAUUCAUUCAAGACAUAAUGUCAUGUCUUGUAUCAUUUUUCA
Mercenaria mercenaria is the source of this 1993-nucleotide messenger RNA. RefSeq lists its product as uncharacterized. Gene Ontology annotation, molecular function: zinc ion binding; ubiquitin-protein transferase activity. Gene Ontology annotation, biological process: positive regulation of DNA-templated transcription. The transcript has a single exon. Lineage: Eukaryota; Metazoa; Mollusca; Bivalvia; Venerida; Veneridae. Gene Ontology annotation, cellular component: nucleoplasm; chromatin. The record is from RefSeq and is a predicted model, not a curated record. The coding region runs from base 84 to 1772 and encodes 562 amino acids.